Molecule: messenger RNA, 1055 nt
Organism: Chiroxiphia lanceolata (lance-tailed manakin)
Lineage: Eukaryota; Metazoa; Chordata; Aves; Passeriformes; Pipridae
Gene: CD40LG
Product: CD40 ligand
Exons: 6
Coding region: 55-876 (273 amino acids)
Biological process (GO): immune response
Cellular component (GO): membrane
Molecular function (GO): tumor necrosis factor receptor binding
Source: RefSeq, a predicted model, not a curated record
UCAUGCUACUUGCAAGCAGCUCAUUUGAAGGAGCCCCAGCCAAGUGCAAGGAGGAUGAAUGAACCCUACAGCCCUGAGACACCCCGACCCAUCAGCAGCACCUCGCCUGGCACCAUGAAGAUGUUCAUGGGCUUCCUCACCGUAUUUAUUGUCGCACAGAUGAUCGGGACCGUGCUCUUCUGUUUAUAUCUUCACAUGAAGAUGGAUAAGAUGGAAGAAGCGUUGAGCUUAAAUGAAGAUUACAUCUUCCUGAGGAAAGUACAGAAAUGUCGGACACCAGAAGGUCAGAAGUCAACAUUACUGGACUGUGAACAGAUUUUAAAGCGUUUCCAGAAUCUCCAGUACAAGGACGGAGCCAUCGAGGAGCAGCCCAAGUAUGACAUGCAGAGAGGUCAUGAGCACCAUGAACAUCCCCAUUUGACACACAAGAAUGAGACAUCUGUGGCAGCAGAGAAGAGGCAGCCAAUUGCAGUCCACCUGGCAGUUCAGAAAAGCGACAAUGGAGGCUCAGUGCUACAGUGGCAGGAGACCAUGUAUGGCCCCACAAACAUCUUGAUAUCCAACCACGAGGGGAAACUGAAGGUGAAGGAAGCAGGGCUCUACUACAUCUACUCCCAAGUCAGCUUCUGCACCAAGGAAGCAUCCUCAGCACCCUUCACCCUCUUUAUGUACUUGCAUCUCCCCGAGGAAGAGGACCGGCUCUUGCUGAAGGGACUACAGACACAGGGCACCGGGAGUGACUGCGAACUCCGGUCCAUCCGGGUGGGAGGUGUCUUCAAGCUCCGGGAAGAUGACAUGGUCUUUGUCAACGUGACAGACUCCACAAAACUGAACUACAACCAUGGCAACAACUACUUUGGCAUCUUCAAGCUGUAGUGAGGAACCCGAGCUGCGGUUCCAGCCCAACUUUGUUGAGCAACGUGCCUUUCCCUGUUUCCCUUUAUUUAUGUUCCUCUGCCUCUUUGUUUUUCUUGUUUCUUAAUUUGUAUAUUUUGUUAUUUAUUAAUGAGGGCCAGGGGGCCCUGAGAACACAAAUGGAACAAAGUUUGAGGCUG